Molecule: messenger RNA, 1059 nt
Organism: Ostrinia nubilalis (European corn borer)
Lineage: Eukaryota; Metazoa; Arthropoda; Insecta; Lepidoptera; Crambidae
Product: organic cation transporter protein-like
Exons: 5
Coding region: 81-716 (211 amino acids)
Biological process (GO): transmembrane transport
Molecular function (GO): transmembrane transporter activity
Source: RefSeq, a predicted model, not a curated record
AAUAGACGAGUCACUCACUACGAGUAGUAGUGGCCAGCAAGCCCCUUCGGAACAGCUUGCUCGUCCUCAUAGCAGUCACGAUGGUGGGAAACCUCGGCAUCGACGCCAUCCUCAGGAUGUCCGAGAGCAUCGGCACCAACUUCUUCCUCACCUUCACGCUGUCCUCGGCGUCAGAGAUACCGGCGCUUGUGCUGGUCACGCUGGUUUUGGAUAAAUGGGGUCGCCGUAGCUUAAUCUCUGGGACAAUGGCAGUGGCGGGAAUUCUGGCUCUCUUUACGGCAUUCACUAGUAAAGGUGUGACGCAAAUGGUGCUGGCGGUGGCGAUGCGCUUCGCCGUCAACAUGGCAAUCGGCGCUCAGCUGCAGAUGGUAGCCGAGCUCAUUCCCACCGGCGCGCGCGCAAGUGGCAACGCGCUCGUGCAUCUCACCGUCUACGUGGCAGCCAUGUUCUCACCGUACGUCGUUUACUCGCAACGUCUGUGGUUGCCGCUGCCGCUGCUGAUUAUCGGGCUCAUCUGCCUGGGCGCCGGCGCGCUAUCGCUGCUGCUGCCCGAGACCAAGGGCCAGCCCAUGCCGCAGACCAUCGCCGACGCUGAGAAGCUCAUCAGGGAUGGCAUGCUGUGGCAGAAAAAAAAGCCAGAUUUAGAUCAAAAUGAGAGACUCAAUGAAGAAUUCCGAAAAAUGAGCAUGAGUGUCACAAGUUUACAUAGAAUGUAAUGUUAGUAACAAAUUAAGUAAAUUAUUAAAUUAAUUAUUUUUAGUAUUUAUAAAUAAUACCUACCUACUAUGUGAUAUGUUAAGUUGUGAUUUGAAAGUGCCUAAAACGAUUAAUAAAGUGAUAUUUUUAAUGAAAUGCUAUAUUUAAUUGUAUGUUUUAAUUUAUGCAUUAGACAUGAAUAAGUUUUUUCGAUAAGAGACAAGUGUGUUAAAAAAGUUGAUAACCCUCUUUCUGGCGCAGUCGGGUAAAAAUGAAACAACUUUAAUAGGUAAGACAAAAUUGUUUAUCUACAGAAGACAAUGCUAUUGUACAGUUACCUAUGACAAAAUAAUAAUUUAUUAU